This is a messenger RNA of Cricetulus griseus (Chinese hamster), 2566 nucleotides long. NCBI's taxonomy places the organism in Eukaryota, Metazoa, Chordata, Mammalia, Rodentia, Cricetidae. The record is from RefSeq and is a predicted model, not a curated record.
CCUCCAGCGUGCUGUGCUCAGGCAGCAGCAGUGGCUUCUUGGUGGUGUCUUGGCCAUGACACACAUUUGACAUGCCCUCACUUAAUUCACUCACAGACUUUUGCUCUGCGGCAUGGACCAAAGAGAAAUUUUGCAGCGGUUACUGAAUGAGGCCCAGAAAAAGAAAAUUAAUAAUGAGGAGUUUGCCAAUGAAUUUCUGAAGCUGAAAAGACAAUCUACAAAGUAUAAGGCAGACAAAACAUACCCUACAACUGUGGCUCAGAGGCCCAAGAAUAUCAAGAAAAACAGAUACAAGGAUAUUUUGCCCUAUGAUCAUAGCCUGGUGGAGCUGUCUCUGAUAACUUCUGAUGAGGAUUCCAGCUAUAUCAAUGCCAACUUUAUUAAGGGUGUCUAUGGACCCAGGGCUUAUAUUGCCACCCAGGGUCCUUUAUCUACAACUGUCCUGGACUUCUGGAGGAUGAUUUGGGAAUACCGUAUCUUGGUCAUUGUCAUGGCAUGUAUGGAGUUUGAAAUGGGAAAGAAAAAGUGUGAGCGCUAUUGGGCUGAGCCAGGAGAGACACAGCUGCAAUUUGGCCCCUUUUCUAUAUUCUGUGAAGCUGAGAAAAAGAAAUCUGAUUAUAUAAUCAGGACUCUGAAAGUCAAGUUCAAUAAUAAAACUAGAAUUGUUUACCAGUUUCAUUAUAAGAAUUGGCCAGACCACGAUGUGCCUUCAUCUAUAGACCCCAUCCUUGAGCUCAUCUGGGAUAUACGUUGUUACCAAGAAGAUGACUGUGUUCCCAUUUGCGUUCAUUGUAGUGCCGGCUGCGGGAGGACAGGUGUCAUCUGUGCUAUUGAUUAUACACGCAUGUUGCUGAAAGAUGGGAUAGUUCCUGAGAACUUCAGUGUUUUUAGUUUGAUCCAGGAAAUGCGAACACAGAGGCCUUCGCUAGUUCAAACUCAGGAACAAUAUGAACUGGUCUACAAUGCUGUGUUAGAACUAUUUAAGAGACAUAUGGAUAUUAUUGGAGAUGAACCCUCUGGAAGAGAGAUUGAAGCAGAAUCUUCAGUUCCUGACUCUUGUUCUCCGGAUUUACCAAAAAACGCCACAAAAGAUGCAAAAACGACAAAGCAACAGAGCGAACAAAGGGUUCAAGCAGAAAGCGCAGACACUUCUUCCGUUGAUAGGAUUUCUGAAAUAAGUGCCAAAGACUUCGUUUUGCGCUCGGCUAAAUCAAGCCCUUCUUUUGACUUCUUAGAGCUAAACUGUGGGUGUAACAACAAGGCUGUCAUAACCAGGGAAGGGCAGGCAAAGGCCUCUCCAAUCGUGGGAGAGCCCCUUCAGAAAUACCAAAGUCUGGAUUUCGGUUCCAUUUUGUGUGGGUCCUGUCCUGGCGCUCCGCCUAUUAAUACAGCAGACAGGUGUCGCAAUUCAAGAACUCCAGUGAUUCGGACCAAAUCAACUCCUUUUGAACUGAUUCAGCAGAGAAAAACACAUGAGUUGGACAUGGAAGACUGUUCUUUGUUCUUGGAAUCUCAACUGCAUGAGCCUUGUCUUGUGGAGCUUCAGGCACAAAAAGUGGUCCAUGUUUCUUCGGAAGAACUGAAUUAUUCACUGCCGCGUGCCUCUGAGCAGCAGACAUGUGAUAUCCCUUGUGUACCACAGCAUAGCCCCAACACUUUUAGAGUGCGUUCUUGCAUGUCUUUAGUAGAAGACCCGUAUUUUCCAUCGUCACCUCCAAAUAGUGCUGAUUCUAAGAUGUCUUUUGACCUCCCUGAGAAUCAGGAUGGAGCAACUUUUCCUUGUGCUCUGUUGCCAGUCUCUCCUACAACCCCCCUCUCUUACUGUAAUUCACAUGAUUCUUUAAUGUCAAGCCCUGUGGCCAGUUUUCCCCUAACAUUAAACCAAGAGACAGCUAAGGAAGCAACUUCUCUGAGGCUAGAUGAUGAAAUUCCUCCUCCACUCCCCGAACGGACACCUGAGUCUUUCAUUGUGGCUGAGGAAGCUGGUGAGUACAAUUAUCUACAUCAGGAUGGUUCUCCUCCACCUCCACUCCCAGAAAGAACUCUGGAGUCCUUCUUUCUUGCUGAUGAAGACUGUUUACAGGCCAAACCCAUAGAAACUUACUCUACUAGCUAUCCUGAAACCACAGAGAACUCAAUAUCUUCCAAACAAACAUUGAAGACCCCUGGGAAAAGUUUCACAAGGAGCAAAAGUUUAAAGAUUUUCCGAAAUAUGAAAAAAAGUGUUUGUAAUUCUUCUCCAUCAAGCAAGCCUGCAGAAUGUGUUCAGCCAAAAAAUUCCAGCUCCUUUCUGAAUUUUGGUUUUGGGAAUCGUUUUUCAAAACCCAAAGGACCAAGGAACCCACCAUCAACUUGGAAUAUUUAAUACACCGAUGAAGUUAUAAGAAUAUUGGCUGCAUAUGUGCCUGCAAAGAAAACUACUAGAAUACUGCUAUAAUAAUAUCAAUAAUGUAUAUUGUGUCAAUAGCUUUCAAAAGGAAAGCUAUAUGUGAAAAAUGUUGAACAACCUUGUAUUUCAUAUUCUUUACAUUUAGUUGGAAACUACCAAUAAAGUUUGUCUCUUGAA